Molecule: messenger RNA, 594 nt
Organism: Cinclus cinclus
Lineage: Eukaryota; Metazoa; Chordata; Aves; Passeriformes; Cinclidae
Gene: TMEM37
Product: transmembrane protein 37
Exons: 2
Coding region: 1-594 (197 amino acids)
Cellular component (GO): membrane
Molecular function (GO): calcium channel activity; voltage-gated monoatomic ion channel activity
Source: RefSeq, a predicted model, not a curated record
AUGACGGCCAUCGGGGCGCAGUCACAGCACCUGCUGGCACACCGGAGACCACAGAAAUCCUUCUUUGAGACACUCAUCAGGAGCCUGAUCAUCCUCUGCGUGGCCAUAGCCGUGGUCUUGUCAUCCAUCUCCAUCUGCGAUGGCCGCUGGCUCUUUGCAAGGGGGCAGCUCUUUGGACUGUGGCACUUCUGCACCGUUAGAAAUGACAGUGUCCUGAAGUGUGUCACUGACCUCAGCCUGGCCCAGGUGGAGGGGCUGAGCGUGGGGGUGAUUCCCAUCAGGAGCAUGGUGUCCUUUGCUGUUGUGGUUGCCAUAUUUGGGUUGGAGCUGCUGAUGGUGUCCCAAGUCUGCGACGAUGCCAAUGCAAGGCGGAAAUGGGCAGUGGGUUCCGUUCUCAUCCUCAUCUCUUUUUUGCUGUCAGCCACUGGUGUUCUGAGCUUCUCCAUCCUGGUGAAGGACCACCUCACCUUCACAGGCUUUACGCUGACUUACUGGUGUGAGUUCACUGCUGCCUUUCUCUUCUUCCUUAAUGGAAUCAGUGGACUUCACAUCAACAGCCUCACACACCUCAGGAGUGGGGUAGGCAAAAUCUAG